Conger conger (European conger) is the source of this 1612-nucleotide messenger RNA. It is a transcript of the gene coq4, whose product is annotated as coenzyme Q4 homolog (S. cerevisiae). The record is from RefSeq and is a predicted model, not a curated record. Bases 45 to 902 code for a protein of 285 amino acids. NCBI's taxonomy places the organism in Eukaryota, Metazoa, Chordata, Actinopteri, Anguilliformes, Congridae. The transcript is spliced from 7 exons. Gene Ontology annotation, cellular component: mitochondrion; mitochondrial inner membrane. Gene Ontology annotation, biological process: ubiquinone biosynthetic process.
CUAUUGAACAACAGAAGAAGAUGAUUUGACGCAGUUGAUUCGCGAUGUCGUUGCUAAAUAUCAAAACUCUCCGAGCUUUCAACGCAGCACGGCGCACAACUCGAGGUCCUUUAUGGGCAGUUUUUCCAGCAGUGAGCCUUGGGCAGCAUCAGCACACGGACCUGGGGUCAGGGGUGAAUUAUGACAGGCUGUACCGGGGGCACAUCAGCACAAACCCACUCCAAAAGGCUCUGCUGUCUGUGGGCUCUGGGCUGGCGGCCCUGCAUGACCCCUACAGGCACGAUAUGGUGGCGGUGCUGGGGGAGACUACAGGUCACCUGACCUUGCUGAAGCUGCGGGAUCGGAUGAAGAACGAUCCGGAAGGCGACAGCAUUCUCAGAGAGCGUCCACGCAUCCGUCUGUCCACUCUGGACCUGUCCCACAUGAGGACCCUCCCAGAUGGGUCCCUCGGGAGGGAAUACCUCCGUUUCCUGGAGGACAAUCGAGUGACACCAGACUCACGGGCGGAUGUGAAGUUUGUGGACAGCGAGGAGCUAGCGUACGUCAUGCAGCGCUAUCGUGAGGUGCACGACCUCCUGCACACACUGCUGGGCAUGCCCACCAACAUGCUCGGUGAGGUUGCAGUGAAGUGGUUUGAGGCUGCUCAGACCGGCUUGCCCAUGUGCAUUCUGGGAGCUGUACUGGGACCUCUACGCCUCUCUGGCAGGCGACUGCAGCCGCUGGUGACGUCCCUGGGCCCGUGGGCACUGAGGAGUGGGAGCCGGGCACGCUGUGUCCUGAACGUUUUCUACGAGCGGCGCUGGGACCAGAGUCUGGAGUCGCUGCGGGAAGAGCUGGGCAUCGAGCCGCCACCCCCGCUGAAGCCCCCGACUCCCCAAAGGCCACCGCCACCCGACGCCUGAGUCACAGCAGUGCCACUCCAGACAAUGAUAAUGGUGAUGAUGGAUGAUUGUGGAUGAUCAUGGAUAAUUAAUGUGGCUUGAUAAUGGAUGAUGGCGGGUAAUGAAUGUUGGUUAAUGAUGGAUAAUGGAUGACGGUGGAUAAUGAAUGUUGAUGGAUAAUGGAUGAUUGUGGGUAAUGAAUGUUGAUGGAUAAUGAAUGAACCCUUGUUUGGAUCAGGAUUUCUCCUCAGAGUUUCAAAACGCUCUACUGUUAAAGGGUGGGGUGUUACAUCGGCACCGUUGUCCAGCAGGUCCAGCUCCCCCAGGCAUGAGAGACCUGUUCAGGGCUGAAUUUCUCCCUUCAUCUGCCUGUGGUGAGAUUACUCAGUUGAAGAACAAAAAAACCUUUUGAAGGAAUUCAUUACACAUGGGAUUCCCCUCACUUCAUUUCAUCCCAUCUCUUGUUACAUAAAGCACUUGUUUCGGGGGUGGGGGGAUCUGCAGAGAAUGUAAAAUCGCAUGGUAAAAUUGUAUGGUGCUGGCAGCAGACUUUUUACGGGUUCUUGGGUCAUUCAGGGAAAAAUCAUAUAUAAAUCCUCUUUUGUCUGCUUGUACAGAAAAUACAUUUGGGCGUGAAAUGAUCUUCUGCUUUAAAAAGCAAGUGUCUUCCCUGAUGAGUAUUUAUGUGCACCGUCGAAGAGCUUACUGUUAAUAAAUGCACGGAAAUGCCA